Molecule: messenger RNA, 3439 nt
Organism: Dermacentor andersoni
Lineage: Eukaryota; Metazoa; Arthropoda; Arachnida; Ixodida; Ixodidae
Source: RefSeq, a predicted model, not a curated record
UAUAUAGUUGCAGCAUUGCAUGGCGGGACGGAGUUUCAAAUAUGGCGUCAUGAGCGGUGUAUUUGUGUGUGUGUUUUCUGGCUGGUUCCGCGCCUAUGUUUAGCGCCAAUUUUCGUGCCAUUGGCGUUACGCGCCUCGUCCGAUCAUGGUGGUGUAUGUGUGUGCGUCUUCUGGCUGUUUCCGCGCCAAUUUUGUACCAUUCGCGUGUCCGAUCAUCAUAGUGACGAACCGGGACUUGUUUGGAAUAGUGCGAACCAGCUGCAAGGGUUGAUUUUGCGACUGUGAUCGCUACACAGUCCUCAGUUCGGCAAACAUUCCAUGCGAUUGAUGCGACCGCUGCCCGAGAUCGCAUGGGAAAAUAGACGAAAUCGCGACCAGACCAGCAAGGAUGCGGCGGUUACCUGUCGCAUCUACCUGGCUGCUGCCGUCGGUGCCCUGUCCCUGGCCAUUCUCAUCGUCUCGGCAUUCACCAUGGCAUCGCCUGCGGCGAAAUACCAACAAGAGGACGAAGAGGGUGCCACGCCUCUGCGCGUCUACCAUGUGAACAUCGAACCGAGAGAGGCCACGAAGCAAGAAACAGCGGCGCGUAGGGCCGUGCACAACGCCACCGCGUCGCCGACCAAGAGGACAACACCGGACAGCGCUGAAAUGGAGACCAUAGCGAACAUAGAUCUCUCGGAUUUAUUCCUGAAGAAGCGUGGUCGCCCAUCGCUAACGAAAUCGACCCGGAAAAGCAUGACCGUGCCCGAGUCCAGCGAAGCGCCUCCCUCAGACGAUGAGGUCACACCCGAGACCGAAGCAACGUGGUCUGGACACGACGGUGUCCCGACGCCCAAGGCCCGUUUAGCUACCGGGACUAGGGUCGCCCCAGCCGAAAACAUGACCACAGCGUCACGGGUCAGCAUGGUCGACGGUCGAGGACGCUCAGGUGGUGGCAGCGGAGCGCGCGGUAAGCCUAAGCGUCUCCCCGUACCGGCAGUCGGUGCCGGGCCAAGGAAACCAACCGCGUCGACGCCGCACUUAAAACGCGUCCCGAUCAAGAACGGUUUGCCCGCGCACAAGGCGAAGUCCCCAAAAAUCGGCACGCCAUCACCUCCCGCCGUAGCCGGUAAACCGCCACCUCCCGCCGUAGCCGGCAAGCCACCGCCUCCAGCUACGACAAUCAAGCCAUCUUCUCCUGGCGUCGCCCGUAAAGCACCGUUUCCAGCCGUAGCGGGCAAGCGAUCGCAGCCAGCCACAGCUGGUACGCCACCACCUAGAGCUAAGGCGGGAAAGCCGGCGCGGCCUCCAGCCAUAGCCGGCGAGCUGCCGAUUCAGGUCUCGACGCAGCGACCCCACCACGGCGGUGAUCAGACGAAGGCGGUCACGCCGGCAGCCAAGCCGGAGCCGAAGCCAGGCGCGACGACGAAAGCCGACGCCUCGGGACUCGGCUCCAGCAGCGUAACCUCCGGCGGUUCCGGCGCCGCCGGUGGCCACCACGUGGUUUCGCCCGAGGAAAAGCCCGAGACCGAAGUUAAGAGACCCGACGAGGACGACGAGGAAGACGAAGACGACGACGGGAUGAGCUUCGAAGAGCGCAUAGUGCCACCGCGGCUGUCGGGACGCGGUGACGACGAAGCGGGCGAUCACGGCGUCGAGCACGUGGGGCCCGGGCACCAGACGGCGCGCCAACCAACGUCCCCGCCCACCGGCGAGAAGGCGCACCGGAAUGUCGCCGACGUCACUCCUGGGGCGGAAACAACCAGCUCAGCCGAGAAAGGAGAAACCAGCGGCGAUUACGACGACGAUCGGCCAGGCAUCGUGGGAGGUCUCAAGAAAGAGCAGCCGUUACACUGGGACAGGCGAAAAGCGCUGUUAAUGUGCACGGUCGGCUCGACCCUGACGGACGAGGCCGUGUACCCGGUCAAGGAGCAACUGUGCGACCACUACGUCUUCACCCACGUGACCGUGCUGGGGUCCGAGCUGGGCACAAACUACGGCAUCAGCGCGUACAUGACGUUUCGCAAGAUGGCGCAGGAGAACGAGCACCGCGGCCGCGUUCGCUUCGGCGUCAGCCUGUCGCCGGCGUACGUGGAGUCUCAGUCCGAGUACCGGCCCGCCCUCGGGGGCAUGAUGCAGCGGCUCGCCGACGAGUACGCCGUGGACUCCUUCGGCGUGCUCGGGGUCACGGUGUCGCACAUGGGGCUCAGGCCAGGUCUGCCCGCCAGCAACUGGAUCGCGGGCAUGUCGAAUAGCAUGGACCGCCUUCCCGCGAGGAACCACCUUUUCUUGGGCCUGGUGCUGGAGGCCCACUACCCGUCCCUCCGCCUCGACAGCGUCCGCCAGCGGGCGCUCGCCGAAACGCUCCGAUCGCAAACGGAGGCGCUCAGGGUGGACACGCUGGUGCUCAUCACCCACCUGUGGAACGCGACGUCGCUGCAGCACUCGGAGUCGUGCCUCACGCAGCCCCCCUCGCUGUGGAUGCGGGCGGCCUCCAGCGACGACACCAGCAAACCCACCACGCCAGACCUGGAAACGUCUGCGCACAUCCUGGGCUUCUUCAAGUCCAACGUCACGCGGACUUUUCUCUCCAUGACCAUGGCAGUAAUGAGGUACCGCAUGGAGGAGAGCGGCUCCCAGUCCGCCUACGUGAUGGGCGCGCCCUGCGUCGAGGGCCACCCGACGUCGUUCGCCGACACCUGCUCGAGCGUGGUGCGGCGGGGAACGCGCGGGGGCUUUGACGGCCGCAGCCUCACACCGUGGUUCUCCAAGAAAGGGGCCGUGUUCACCUACGAGGACCGAAGCUCCAUUGCUGCCAAGAUGAAGGGCUGCCUGCACGUGCUAAAAAGCCUGGGCCAACUGCGAACCGGCUGGGCGCUGUUCGACAUCGAGCAGGAGCUGCUCCGCGCCGAGGACUGCGACCUCGAGCUGGUCCGGCCGGCCGCGCACGGCCGCAUCAGGACGGUCAGGGCCAUCCUGGACGCCCUGGGGAGGUCGGCGAAUCCGCGGGCCCGCCGACGGAGAAGGCGGAGAUGACGGCGCCCCCCGCGAACCCCCCCCCCCCCCCCUUUUUUUUUGCAACACGACACUUAAUGCGCCCAAACUCGCGUAACUAAUUCCUACGGGAUCCGCUGCUGCUUCUCUGCCGUGCCUAGUUGUCGUACGGGAGAAACACGUGGCCGUAUAUAGGGUUAAGGAGAAGCAAAUGCGCAAUAGUGUAUAUGGACGAGGUGGAGUGGAUUCGUAGCUGGUUUUGGGUAGCGCGAGUAGUGAACAGGCAGAAGUUCACUAGGGUUGAGGAUUGGGCGAGUUGGUAUUGCAUUCUAAAGCUGGUACAGCGCAACAUACAAAGGAAGAAACAAGCCGGAGCCGGCCAGAUAGAUGAACAGAGCGCUCUGUUCCUUUAUCUGGCGCCGGCUCGCCUUGUUUCUUCCUUUGUAUGUUGCGCUGUACCAGUUUU